Paramecium pentaurelia is the source of this 871-nucleotide messenger RNA. The record is from the annotation of a GenBank genome assembly. Lineage: Eukaryota; Ciliophora; Oligohymenophorea; Peniculida; Parameciidae.
AUGGAAUAAAAAUCUACAAAACGAAUGGUUUCAAUGGAUUCUAAUUUUGAACAUGCUGAAUUCAUAUCAGCUAGAACAGAUACUAAAUAAAGAUUAGGAGAAUUAUUUAUUCAACAUCCUACUAAAUUGGAAAGUAUUAAUAAUAUAAAUUAUACAUUAAGUGUUUGGUUUGAGAUAAGUAAGUUCUAAAAUACCUAAAUUCAAACAUCAAAAACCUUUAUUUGAAUUACCUAUGAGUGAUACUUAAAGGUCUUUAACUAAUUAGACAACUUCUAUUAUUGAUUGUAGUAAAUGUAGUUAAAGUCUUUCAAAAAUGAUCAAUAAUAAAUAUCAUCAUGAAUAAUUGAUUCUCUCUUAACCUACUUUAGUAGCUGAAGAGAAAAAAGAAUUAUAAGUGUAACCUCCAAAAAGAUUAGUUAGUCAUCAUGGCAGAUAAAAGAAUGAAUUACCUCCUAUAUUAGCUCAUCCUCAUAUUUCACCACCUCCUUACUUUCCAUAAUCUCCAAAAACAUAAAGAAAAUAAAAAACUCUUGGAAAAUUAUCAUUUGGAAGAAUCUCUAAAAAAAUUGAUCAUGAUCUUAUUUAAGGUAUUUAAUAAGAACUUCAAAAAUAAUUAAAUCAUACUCUUUAAAAAGAUUAUCCAAUUGCUAAAAUGCUUUAAAAACAUGUAUUUAUAUUUAUAAUUAAGUAAAACUUAAAAAGAUCCAAAUUAAUCUCUCUUAGCCAAGCAAUUAAGGAUUUUAAAAAAUCAGUAUCGACUGAAGAUAAGUCAAAUACUUUUGAACUAUUUAAAUUAAAAGAGAAGGAAUUAAAUUAAUUAAUAUCUGGGCAUAAUUAUGAAAUUUAUUAAACUAUUGAUGAUAUAAUAUGA